Messenger RNA from Lutra lutra (Eurasian river otter), 2005 nucleotides. RefSeq names its product Na(+)/H(+) exchange regulatory cofactor NHE-RF3-like. The record is from RefSeq and is a predicted model, not a curated record. Gene Ontology annotation, biological process: protein localization to plasma membrane. Lineage: Eukaryota; Metazoa; Chordata; Mammalia; Carnivora; Mustelidae. Gene Ontology annotation, cellular component: apical plasma membrane. The transcript has a single exon. Bases 51 to 1070 code for a protein of 339 amino acids. Gene Ontology annotation, molecular function: signaling receptor binding; protein-membrane adaptor activity.
AGAGAAUUCCCCGGUGAACGGACGAGCUUUUCUUCUUUCCAGAUUCAGAAAUGGCUUCCACCUUCCAUCUGCGAGAAUGUGAACUGUCUAAACAAGAAGGGCAAAGCUAUGGCUUCUUCCUGCGAAUUGAGAAGGUCACUGACGGCCACCUGGUCCGGGUGGUUGAGAAAGGUAGCCCGGCAGAGAAGGCGGGCCUCCAGGAUGGAGACCGAGUUCUUAGGAUCAACGGUGUCUUUGUGGACAAGGAAGAGCAUAUGCAGGUUGUAGAGCUAGUCAGGAAGAGUGGGAAUUCAGUGACUUUGCUAGUCCUGGAUGGGAAUUCCUAUGAGAAAGCAAUGAAAAAACAGGUAGACUUGAAAGAGUUGGGUCAAAGUCAGAAGGAGCCGAGUUUGAAUGAUAAGAAACUGCCCUCUGUGGUGAACAAAGGAGCACAGACUUGGACCCAGCCACGGCUCUGCUACCUGGUGAAGGAGGGGAACAGCUAUGGCUUCUCUCUGAAAACUGUCCAAGGUAAAAAGGGAGUGUAUAUGACUGAUAUAACGCCUCAAGGUGUGGCUAUGAAAGCUGGUGUCCUGGCUGGGGAUCACUUGAUUGAAGUGAAUGGAGAGAAUGUUGAAGAUGCCAGCCACGAGGAAGUGGUGGCAAAGGUGAAGAACUCUGGAAGCCGUGUCAUGUUCCUGCUGGUGGACAAGGAGACUGACAAACUCCAUGCUGAGCAGAAGAUAAAAUUCAAGAGAGAGACAGCCAGUUUGAAAUUGCUACCCCACCAGCCCUGGGUUGUGGAGAUGAAGAAGGGAAGCAAUGGCUAUGGUUUCUAUCUAAGGGCAGACCCAGAACAGAAGGGUCAAGUCAUCAAGGACAUAGAUUCCGGAAGUCCAGCAGAGGAAGCUGGCUUGAAGAACAAUGACCUGUUAGUCGCUGUCAACGGCCAAUCUGUGGAAUCCCUGGAUCAUGACAGUGUGGUGGAAAUGAUUAGAAAGGGAGGAGAUCCGACUUCGCUGCUGGUGGUAGACAAAGAGACGGACAACGUGUAUAGACUGGCUCAUUUUUCUCCAUUUCUCUACUAUUAAAGUCAAGAACUACCCAAUGGUUCUGUCAAGGAGGCUCCAGCUCCGAUGCCGGCUCCCGCUCCUCCAGAAGUGUCAAGUCCAGAUACUACAGAGGAAGUAGGAGAUCAUAAGCCUAAACUUUGCUGGCUGGUUAAAGGGGAAAAUGGCUGUGGCUUUCACUUAAAUGCCAUUCAGGGUCAGCCAGGCUCCUUUGUCAAAGAUGUACAGAAGGGCAGCCCCGCUGAGCUGGCGGGGCUGGAGGAUGAGGAUAUCAUCAUCGAAGUGAAUGGAGUGAAUGUGGUGGAUGAACCCUAUGAGAAAGUGGUAGAAAGAAUCCAGAGCAGUGGGAAGAAUGUCACAUUCUUAGUCUGUGGAAAGAAGGCCUAUGAAUAUUUCCGGGCUAAGAAAAUCCCUAUUGUUUCCUCCAUGGCUGAUCCACUGGAUGCCCCCACUGAUUCCAAAGAAGAAACACCGGCAGAACCAGAGCACGACUCACACACAGCAAAAGAACGAGCGCACGGUACAGCCUCAGAUUCUUCUUCCGAUUCUGAAGAUACAGAGAUGUGAUGAGAGCAAGUAAAGGCUUUGACCGACAGCUGUUUCUGGGUAUUUAGUAGGAAUCCUUUCCCGAAGAAUGAGCUGCCACCCAUUUACUGUUUCUGUUAGAGAGAAACUCCUCUGGGAACCGGUUCAUCACGUGGGACUGUCUUCUGUUGUCAUUUGUCUUGGGGGUGACUACUGCAAUAGAUGGCUUAUUUAUGGUCAACUUAAGGCAGGGACCAGAUUCUUUUCAUGUGAUCUCUUUCAAGCUUCAGCUUCACUACAUUUCUCUGUAUGACGAUUAUCUCUUAAUUUUAUAGGCUCCCUGAGCACUAAAGAUGAUUCAUAAAUCUGUAUAUGUGAGAGCUGCUACAAAGUUCUGAGCAGAUAAGCCUAUUAAAACUAUGCUUUUGUAA